Messenger RNA from Esox lucius (northern pike), 4519 nucleotides. RefSeq names its product CDC42 effector protein (Rho GTPase binding) 5 (gene cdc42ep5). Lineage: Eukaryota; Metazoa; Chordata; Actinopteri; Esociformes; Esocidae. Bases 224 to 1195 code for a protein of 323 amino acids. The record is from RefSeq and is a predicted model, not a curated record. The transcript has 2 exons.
AUGUGGACCAUAGACCCAUCUCCCGCAAAACACUCCCUAAUAAACUAUCGCGUCACUUCCUAGCCCAUCCCUUAGGAAAAAAGAAACAUUAAAAAAAGGGACGAACGACGCUGGGAAAGAGAGAGAAAGGGACGAAAGUGAAGAUAAAGGAGGAAAGGCAGAUGAAAAGAGGGAUAGUAAGGAGGGAGUAACCGAAACACGAGCAUAUAUAUACCAAACCGUCAUGCCACUCCACAAGUCAUCACACAAGGCAGCUCGCCUGGACCCCACCAUGAUCUCAGCCCCGCUGGGGGACUUCCGCCACACGAUGCACAUCGGGCGAGGCGGAGAUGCUUUUGGUGACACGUCCUUCCUGGCUACUGUUGGCCCCAGCCCUGAUCCUGGGUCUCCACCGGUAGCUGAGUCUAUGGCCCCUGCCGAUCCCGAGAUGCUACUCAACCACUCUGAUGAUGUCACAGCAGAGAGCUUUGGAAGCCCCCUGAACAGUGAGCUUCACCAUUCUGGGUCGCUGUCGUCGUUCACACUUGAUAUGGAUUUUGACCUGGGCCCAUCUAUCAUGGGUGAUGUGCUGGGGGUUAUGGAUGGACUGGGGCUGGACACAGACUUGACUGGGACCUGCAGUAACGAGGAAGACCUCUUCAGUCCAAGCAAAAGUGGGGUUGUUGAGGUGGAGAAAUUCAAAGUGAUGGCAGAGGAUGAAGCUGUCAGUGUAAGGAAUGAGUUGAAUGAGAAGCUUGUAGGGCUGGAAGCAGAUGAGAUGGGAAAUGGACAGAUAAAAGGGGGCUAUGGAGAGAUCAAGGUCAAAAGCCUGAAACCAAAAGUGCGAUUCAGUGACAAACGAGAGGAGAUUAUUCGGCAAGCGUCUGAGGAGGAAGGUCAAGGGUUAGAGGUUGUCGAGGGGGAGGAUGAGGAGGAGGAAUGUGUAACUCCCAAUGAAGGAGAUCGAGAGAGAGGGAACAUCAUCAGUGUGCCAAUUGCAGGAGUUGAGGUACAGCCCACGAAUCACAAGGUGGAUUCCCCUCCCAGUCCCGCCUCUUCACACAGCUCAGAGUAUGAAGGCGUCACCCCACUGGACAGGAGGAGGGUUGACGGGGGUCACUCUGGGACUGAUACCGAGGAGGAGGAGGAGGGAGGAGGAGAUAGUGGACGGGGCUACACAUUUGAGGAUGAGUUUGAUGAUGAAAUUGGCCUAUAGGAGUACAGCUCUGUAUAGUUUACAUGCCUCACCUAUGAUUCUGCAAAUGAUAAUUCAGAAGGGAGGUUUAACCAAAGAUAAUUAUUUUUAGUCUCUGAUAAAAUGUUUUAAGGAGCAAUUGCUCAUUUGGGCCAAGUUUAUCAGAUUUUAUCUAUCUGUAUAUCAGCUACAGGAUAGAAUUAAAUGUAUAGUAAUGGAAUGAAUUGAUGAAUUGUUCAUAUUUUAUUAAUUGCGUCUAAGCAUUUAAUCAUAAGCGAUAGCCAACUUCCUGAAAAACUGUACAUUGACAAAAUUUGUUGCCAGUUAUUAAAGCUAUUUGUUUAAUAUAAUCAAUAUUAUAAGGUUCUCUUUAAGGAAUAGAACAUUUUUAUCUUUGAAAGAAAAAUGCCUAGUAUUCAAAUAACUGUAUUUGAUUACUUCAUUUAAAAUACAAAAAGCCCUUUAGGUUAAAAUAUAUUUCAGUGAGUAGAUGGCAGCACUUUCAUUCAUUUAAACUGGAAGCUUUAUUGUUGAAUCAAUGCAAGACAGAAAUAUGGAAAUUGGUUAAUGACAAUGAUUUAGGCAAAUAUAAAUAUUUUAACACACUUGUUUUAGUUUUAUCAGUUCAAAAAACUGUAUUUAUUUCUUUUAAAAAAGUACAUAUUAUACAGAAAGAUGUAAUUUUAUGCCAAGGGUGCCUUAACCCCCUGAAGAGGUACAGUAGUGUAUAUGUUCCUUGUGUUUUAGCCUUGCUUCUUUCUGGAUCGUUGUUCCUUAAGUCUUAAAUUGGUAUGUAGAAAUCAACUAAAUUAACCAGCCUUCUCAGGACAAACAAAGAAUGCUUAUUUGGAGCUAUUAUUGGGUGUCUUUACUGUAUAUCAGUCUAUGACAAGGUAGCCAUGUUUUGAUUUCAUUUUUCUGGCACUGUUUCCAAAUUUCUUCAUGAUAGCAUUUGUGGCACUAUGUCCUGGUUCAGAUCUGUAGGCACUUUUGGGCAUGAUGUUAAAAUGAUUUGAAAGUAUUGAAAUUUGAUUGUGAAGCUCAGCAUUGUCUUCUACAUGAUUUGAACAUGAUGUGAAAAAUUCAAUUAAGAUAUAAGUAUUUAAAGAUUUACAAAAACAUUUCUCUCAAAACGGGUUCCUUAAAAUGUUGUCAACUCAUCUGAUGUCUAAAAUCCUUCAUGAAUCAUCAAUGAACAAGUUCAGCUACACUAUAUGGCCCUUUUGAUAGAUUUAAACAAACCACAUUGGUAUCAUCCUGGUCACAACCAUAAACUGUCAACUCCCUGAUAAAGAUAUUAUUUUGAUAUAAAAAAAAUAUAUUGUCAUAAAACCACCCAAAAAAUAUAUUUCUGCCUAAUGUCAACAGUGAGUGCUUUGAUCUGACUAAGGUUUUAAAAAAAUUUUUUAAGGGUUUUCAAAUCAAUUGUGAAAAUUAUUUACUGUUCUGUAACAUACAUUGUUAAACAAAUGACAGCAUUUUUUCUGUACUAGAUCCGAGUGAUAAUGUUUGCUUUUUAAAUAUUGUUUUAUUUUCUAAAUUUAGAAAGACUUACCUGGAAUCAUUAUGUAACGCUGUACAUUUGGAGAUUUGCAUUACAUGUUAUAAUUUUUUUUUAUUUAAAUGAAACAAUCAAGCCAUAUUACCACUUAAGUUUAAUACAUAAAAGUUAUAUGUAAUUAUUUUACUAGUUUUUACUAUUAUACAAAUGUAUCUUUAUUGUGUCUGACAAAUCCAGUUAGCUUCACUUUAUGAAAACAUGACAUGGUGUGACAGCUGGUACUUUGGUCUCUUUUUAUUUACUGUAUAUUUCUAAUAUAAAAAAAUGGUGGAACAAAUUGUAUUUCCGGUAAAAUGUUAGCAUUUGAAAACUAAACAUAAUGGUUGCUGUCAAACAUUGUCCAUAGACUGCGUACAGGGGAAGGAAAACAAUGUAUAAUUUGGGUGAACUAUCCCUUUAUAAUGGAUGGUCUUUAUAAGAUAUAAAUGUUGUAUAAUUCCUAUUUUGAACUGUGAACUUUCCACAUUCCAGUAUUUUAGUUCUUGAGUUUUACUGACCCAACUGACUUUAAAUGUAUUUUUAUUCUGAUGCAUUUAGCCUGUUAAUGACAAAAAGCAAUUACAUUUUUAUUUGGGGGGGCUAAAAUGUAACAACCACUGAAUGAAAAGCAUGCAUGUGUACCCUAGUAUGUCUAGGGCACAAUUACUGUAUAGCUGUUCGCUCAACGGUUAUGGGUAAAGACAGUCAAAGAAUAAACAUUGUGUAAUAAACAUUGUUUGUGAUGAACAGCAGACUGAAUAUGGGAAAUCCGGGCGUCUUUUUCUGUAGUAACAUGGGCCUCUUUUAAGAUGAUGUUUAACAAAUGUUUCCAAUAUCUUGCUGCUUUUCUGAAAAUGUCCAAGAUGAGAAUUGUGCGUGGAUGAAAUUGUUUGUUUCCACAGUCAUCAACCAAAUUACAUUGACAUGGGUGGAUCCAAAAAUAAAUCUGAUUCAAGGGAGUGUGGCACAUUGCUGUAGUUUUCCAUGACAGGAUUAACGAGUAUCUUCAACAACAGUCGACUGUCAAGCUGGGAAGGACAUUUCUGUUCACCUAACGAGUUGACAUUUCCUCAAGUUCUUGGUUUCUGGGAUUUAGGAUGGACUUUACCCAUGACAAUUGACUGUCCCUGGGACAUGAGGAUUUUAUGAUGGACUUUACCCAUGAUAAUUGACUGUCCCCAGGACAUGAGGAUUUAGAAUGGACUUUACCCAUGAGAACUGACUGUCCCCAGGUCAUGAGGAUUUAGAAUGGACUUUACCCAUGAGAACUGACUGUCCCCGGGACAUGAGGAUUUAGAAUGGACUUUACCCAUGAGAACUGACUGUCCCCAGGUCAUGAGGAUUUAGAAUGGACUUUACCCAUGAGAACUGACUGUCCCCGGGACAUGAGGAUUUAGAAUGGACUUUACCCAUGAGAACUGACUGUCCCCGGGACAUGAGGAUUUAGAAUGGACUUUACCCAUGAGAACUGACUGUCCCCGGGACAUGAGGAUUUAGAAUGGACUUUACCCAUGAGAACUGACUGUCCCCGGGACAUGAGGAUCGAACCUCAGUAUGAAUGAACACAAAUGCUCCUGCAGCAGCAGUCAGAAUCAGUGGACGUUAAUGUUGCUGUAAAGGUUUAUGAUGGUCAGUAGUCAUUAAAAAUUCCACAACCAUCACAGCCCUACAUCCCCUUAUAUUUAAUGCUAAUUGUACAAAUAAUGCUGUAUGGAGGAGGGUGUCUAGAAAGAAUGUCUUUAGACUUAUUCAUCUCAUGAGUACUCAUUGAUAUGCUGGUUCAAUAAAUGUCUUUCUUUACAGCC